Messenger RNA from Talaromyces stipitatus ATCC 10500, 579 nucleotides. Its product is annotated as hscarg dehydrogenase, putative. The record is from RefSeq and is a predicted model, not a curated record. The transcript has 2 exons. Bases 1 to 579 code for a protein of 192 amino acids. Lineage: Eukaryota; Fungi; Ascomycota; Eurotiomycetes; Eurotiales; Trichocomaceae.
AUGUUCAAACUUAUCACAGUAUUUGGUGCCACAGGCAAUCAAGGUGGCUCUGUCAUCCAGGCCAUUCUAGCUGACCCUGUCCUGAGUAAGGAAUACAAAGUUCGCGGAAUAACGCGCGAUGCAUCAAAAGAACCCGCAAAGAAACUUGCCUCACAAGGUGUCGAGAUGGUUGCUGCGGACCUUUCAUCUCCAACUCAACUCCACAGCGCCAUUGAAGGCUCCCACACAGUUUUCCUAGUAACUGAUUUCUGGGCUACCACAGACAAGGAUAUUGAAAUUAGUCAAGGAAAAACCGUGACAGACAUCUGCAAGGAGAUCCGCGUCCAACAUCUCAUCUUCUCCUCUCUCCGAGGAGUUACUGAACUGACAGCCGGUCGACUACGGAAUGUAGCAUAUUUCGAUAGUAAAGCUGAAAUUGAGGAAUAUAUGCGAAACAGUGGUGUGCCGGCAACGUUUGUGUUGGCAGGAUUAUGUGUUGGCACCCCCCAUAUCCGAACACCUGCAGACCGCUUUCCGCACUUUCACCGCCUUCCUAAUAUAGUAAUUAUCUACCUGUCCAGAACCUCCGAAAAGCCCUAA